Molecule: messenger RNA, 1254 nt
Organism: Antrostomus carolinensis (chuck-will's-widow)
Lineage: Eukaryota; Metazoa; Chordata; Aves; Caprimulgiformes; Caprimulgidae
Gene: CRTAM
Product: cytotoxic and regulatory T cell molecule
Exons: 11
Coding region: 1-1254 (417 amino acids)
Biological process (GO): detection of tumor cell; positive regulation of natural killer cell mediated cytotoxicity directed against tumor cell target; cell recognition
Cellular component (GO): plasma membrane
Molecular function (GO): signaling receptor binding
Source: RefSeq, a predicted model, not a curated record
AUGACUGUCACCAGGGUACUGCACAUCGCGGCUCUGCUCCUGAUGCAAGGGGAUUUUCCAGGAGCUGGCAGUGAAACCAUAACUCUAAAGGAAGGAGAGGACCUAAUUCUCCGCUGCACCCUGAGCAGUGAUAUCAGUUCUCCCCUGCAGUGGUUAAACCCUCACGGGUUUAGCAUUUUUCUUAACACCCAGCGAGCUUUAAGAGAUCAGAGGUACAAACUUACCCAUUAUUCAAAGGAUGAAUUAUCCAUCCAACUGUCUAAUGUAACAGUGCACGAUGAAGGAGUAUAUAAAUGCUUCUACUAUGGUGUCCCGUUCAAAAGCAAGAACAAGACUGUUGAGGUAUUAGCUGCUCCUUCUAAUCCAAUACUGGAAGUAUCCCAAGACACAGAAAGAAGCAUUACACUGUCGUGCUAUACCCAAGGAUGUAAACCACAGGCCCAGAUUACCUGGCUGUUGGACAACGGGAUAGAGCUCCCUGGUGACACUAAGCACAAGUUAGAAGCUGAUGGGAAGAAAUGGACCACAACCAGCACGUUGACAGUCCUCGCCUAUAGGCCCAAUUCAACAGCCAGCUGCAUCAUUCGCCACCAAGCACUAAAAGAAAAGCUGAUGUCAUCUUUCCGGUUUGAGGACCUACCUAGGACAGUGACCACAGCAGUGCCAGAUCUGAGCAGCAGCACAGCCUCUGCUCCAAGCUACUCAAAUCAUGCUGGGUCCAAAGCAUCACCAGCUGCAGCAGGAAAGGAAGAAUUGGCUGGUUCAUCGAGUUACCAUGUUCCCAAUGGGACUCAAACAGCAUUCAAUGGCAAUGUCACAGAAGAAGAACUUUCCAGGACAGAAGCCCCACUACCAAGUGAAAAUGUAACUGUGAUUUCCAUCAUCACCUUUGAGCAAGAUGUGAAAUCUGAAGGCAUCAAAAAGAAAGUGAAUAAUCUCUUGCUGCCAGUCUUGGUGGCUGGUCUGAUUUUUGUGCUGCUCAUCAUUGUCCUGCUUUUUAUGAGGAAGCUGAAAAAAGCUCAUGGAGUGUGGAAGAGAGAAAAUGAUGUUUCAGAGCAGACACUGGAGAGUUAUAAAUCCAAAUCUAAUGAAGACAGUCCAGGCCAUGAGAAGAACGGACAUGUUGUCAGUCAGAAGUCCAACGUGCAAUAUCUUACAGAAGGAUAUGUGGAAACAACACAGAAAAAUCCAAGAGACAAAAACAGUGCAGUAAGGGAGAAAAUAUUUGGAUGUGGAAAGGAAACGGAUGUAUAG